AGGCGCAAGAGGCGGAGACGAGCAAGGAGAUGCGGCUGAAGGAGCGCUUCGAGACGGAGCUGGGCGCGGCGCGCGGGGAGCUGGAGCAGCGCGAGCAGGAGAUGGCGGCGCUCUCCGACUCGCACGACAAGACCUCCAAGGAGUUCAAGGCGUUGGCGGACAGCUACAAGGAGCUCAGGGUGCAAGCGGACCGCAUGCAGCGGGAGAACGAGCUGCUCGCGUCGCGCAACAACCGACUGACGCGCGAGAACACCAACCAGCAGGACGCUCUCAACAACCUGCGCCUCGACAUCGAGCAGCGCAAGCGGCUCUUCAAGAUGAUGGAGUGGGAGAUCCGGCGCCAGAGCAAGGAGGUGGCGCUGUGGCAGCGCCAGCGCGAGGUGGCGUCGCGCAAGGCUGAGGUGGCGGUGGCGGCGCGCUCCGAGGCCGUGCAGGAGGUGGAGCGGCUGCGCAACACCGUCAUCAACGGCCUGGAGCACGACCUGCGCCUCGCCACCAACCUCACGCAGACGGACACGCGCACC
This is a messenger RNA of Gryllus bimaculatus (two-spotted cricket), 524 nucleotides long. The record is from the annotation of a GenBank genome assembly. Lineage: Eukaryota; Metazoa; Arthropoda; Insecta; Orthoptera; Gryllidae.